Molecule: messenger RNA, 1369 nt
Organism: Aureobasidium pullulans EXF-150
Lineage: Eukaryota; Fungi; Ascomycota; Dothideomycetes; Dothideales; Saccotheciaceae
Exons: 1
Coding region: 86-1312 (408 amino acids)
Molecular function (GO): acetylglucosaminyltransferase activity
Source: RefSeq, a predicted model, not a curated record
ACUCAAUCUCAAUACGUCGAUAAUUGAAUAUCGUCGCUACUGCUUCACGGCAAGCCCCCAAGAUGGCCUUAGAAGACAAUCGCUAAUGGGGCUGGACUGGCCGUUCCUCAAUGACACCCUAGCCGACCGUGUUUUCGUCAAUCCGCCUUUCAGCAAUGGAGAGAAUCAGGCAGUAUUCCCCUUAUGUCAACAGACGCAAACCGUACAAGUUCCUCUGGAUAGAACUACUCUCCAUACCGAUACUGGCACGCUCUUGCUCGGUACCGCCACUUUUCUCACACGCCUAAAUGAGAGCUUACCGGAAAUGGCUCAUUGGCUCGCCAACACCGAAACGAAACUUCUGGUCGUCCUCCGUGACGAAUCUCCAAAAGAGGAAGAGAUGGAAGCUGUGAUAAACAAGGCAGAAGAAUUGGGCAUAGCAGUAUUCCUCAUCUCAGACUCUUCCAUGACCGGAGAGGCUGAAAGCAAUUUUGGACUUGCAAAGCAUCUAUACACACAUCUCUCUUAUAGCACGAGGUGGAUUGGCGUAAUCGACGACGACACGUUCUUUCCUCCUUUGUCUAGGAUGCUGGAAGCUCUCAUGCCCUACGAUCCAUCUUUGCCCUGGUACAUAGGCGGCCUGACAGAACGUCAUUUGGGUAUCAGCACUGAAGGCUUCAAGGCUUGGGGAGGCGCAGGUAUCUUUUUGUCAGUGCCACUAUUGACUCUACUGGCCGACAAUCACGAUACAUGCAUCUCAAUGUCCCGGACUUGGGGAGAUGCGCUGUGGCGUGAUUGCAUCUUCAAUAUUACAUCGCCAACAGUGCAUCUGACCAGAUUAGACGGAUUGCAUCAGCUUGAUAUGUUUGGCGAUUUGUCUGGCUGGUAUGAAUCUGGAGUGGCGUCUACACCUCUGAGUCUGCAUCACUGGAAGAGCUGGCACUAUUUCAACGUCCCUUCGGCGCAUCUGGUCACCAAUAUUGCAGGCGUAGAUGCUUUGUUUCAGAGAUACAACGCGACCGACAAUGUGGUCUUCACAAACGGCUACAGUAUCGCGCAAUAUCCAGGUGGUCUACCGGAUAUGGGUCUCGUCGAGGGGACCAUGUUCCCCUACCCAGGAGCUAAGAUGCCCGAUGCGGUUGGCGAGCUUCAAGACAGUCUUGGAAAACUAAGGCCGGCUUUGGAGGAAGGUAGGGAGAAGAUCAGCUGGCGAUUUGUGACAGCUGUCAGUAUGGGUAGUGCAUGUGUCAGGCAAUUCUAUGUCAGGGGAGCUUCUGCAGGACAGAGCUCUGACAGUGUAAUUGAGGUGGACUGGUGCCGAAGCUCGCGCUAGGUACAGAAAACCAUUGAUAUCAUCGCUCAUAGAAACGUAAAUAUUAUAUAUCAUGAA